Messenger RNA from Acipenser ruthenus (sterlet), 6098 nucleotides. RefSeq names its product transforming growth factor beta receptor type 3-like. The record is from RefSeq and is a predicted model, not a curated record. Lineage: Eukaryota; Metazoa; Chordata; Actinopteri; Acipenseriformes; Acipenseridae. Bases 495 to 3023 code for a protein of 842 amino acids. The transcript has 17 exons.
CACCGUCUUGCUUUUCAUUGUACGAUAAACAUGGGGUGUCAACGUCUGGUUUAACCCACCCUUUUUGGUUGUCUUCUCCAAUGAAAUACAAGAUAAAUGAAGCCCGAGUUCCACACAGCCUGCAGUACCGUCCCACCUCCUCUGAACAGCGAAGCAGAGAUUACUCAUAGAAUAAGACUUACAGUAAUAUAGUGCAUAAAUUCGUGAAAACGCCACAGAUUUCACCGCCACAGUUUUACACACUGUUCAAAAUAAAAGGAAUACAAACGGUUUUUAAUUUGCUGUUGCAAAUAAAGGGAACGGAGGCUGGAAGGAUCGUUAAGACGGCAGAGCAUACUCCUUCACGAAAGUUUAGUCUUCUUGCUGGAGGAAACCGCGUUGAGGUAGAUUUGAACGUUUGCACUUCGAGUAUAGACUGUAUCUGAGUGGUGAAUAUUUCCUGCACGACAGAAGCAGAAGUCUUGGAACCUGCGAAGAACGAACGUAGCAUCACCAUGGCUGGGAGUCAGGCUGUGUCGGCAGUGCUUUUUGCUUUGUGGUGUGUGACAGCUGCAGGCCCGUUGCCCAGGAGCGGAUGUGUGCAGGCACCUGUCAGUGAGUCCCACCCUGUGCGGGCCCUGCUGGAGAGCUUCACCGUGCUGUCGGGCUGUGCCAGCCGGGGUACCACCAGCCUGCCACAGGAGGUGCACAUCAUUAAUCUGAGGAGCCCAGGGGAGGGGCCCAGCCAGCACCAGAGAGAGGUGACUCUGCAUGUGAAGCCCAUCAGCUCCCUCAUGACCCAUCACAAGGCUCUGGUGUUCAUGCUCAAUUCACCUCAGCCCGUGGAAUGGAAGCUGAAGACAGAGAAGCUGUUGCCAGGUGUCCAGAGAACCUUCUAUGUGUCUGAAGGUUCCACGGUCCACUUCAAGUCUGGAAACUUCUCUGCGUCUACAGUGCAGCACCAGGAGAAGCUCCCUCAAGGCAACAAACAUCUUCUAGUCUGGGCUCAGAAGAAAUACGGAGCGGUGACCUCUUUCACAGAGGUCAAAGCUGCUCGGAACAUCUACAUCAAAGUAGGAGAGGACCCAGUUUUUCCUGCCAACUGCACCAUUGAGAAGAACUUCCUGUCUCUGAAUUACCUGGCUGAGUAUCUGCAGCCUAAGCCUGCCCAGGGCUGUCUGCUGUCCAGCCUAGGUGAACAGAAGGAGGUCCACAUCAUUGAGCUGCAAGCUCCAAACUCCAACCCCUACAGCGCUUUCCAGGUGGAUAUAAUUGUUGACAUCAGACCUCUCAAGCCAGACAGCACACUUUUCAGAGACCUGGUGCUAAUCCUGAAGUGUGAAAAGUCAGUCAAUUGGGUAAUCAGGGCCCAUGGCGUCAUUGGAAAGCUGGACGUUCUGACGUCUGACAGCGCUGGCAUCGACAAACAUUCGAGGGAGAUUGCAUUGAUUACGACAGCGAAGUUGGACCUGCCCUCCAGUGCUGAAGCUUUGAUUAAGUGGGUCAAUGAUCAUGGCUACGGCCCUGUCACCACCUAUACCAACGCUCCUGUGGCAAACCGUUUUCAUGUGCGCCUGGAAGAAACAGUCGUGGGCGAGGAGGUUGUUCACAUGAUCCCCACUGAACUGGAGAUGCUCCGGGACCCCAACCCCCAGCCUGGGCUGAGAAGCCAAGACGGCUUCGGCUUUCCCUUUCCCUUCGGCAGGGAGCGCUACAACCGAGAGGAUGAGAUGAUGCGACCGCCUCACGCUUCACUGCCCUUUGGAGAUGACAUCAGGAAGAUGCUGGAGCCGGAGGAAGUGCAGGGCAGCCUCAACGUGGGGCUGUCUGUACAGUGCGAGGACCACAGGAUGGUAGUUGCCGUUGACAAGGAGAGCCUGCAGGCUAAUGGCUACAGAGGCACAGACCUUACUCUGCAGGAUCCUACAUGCAAAGCAACAGAAAACACUACACAUUACAUCUUGGAGACGUCUUUGACUGGCUGUGACACCACCCCUUUCCCCUUUCCUAGUGGCUCACGUGUGGUUUACAUCAAUUCUAUCAUGAUAAACCAAUCCUACCCUGGAGAGGGAAGUGGUUUGCUGAGUGAUUUUGAGGACAUGGAAGAGUCUGAAGAUAAUGGAUACUCGGCGGACGCUGAGGAAAAUGUGAGAAACGGACUCAAAACCAUCUUGUUCAACUGUACGUACGGAAAGCCAACAAUUCCAGAAGGCCCACCAUUCAGACCUGGCGUGGCCAACAACAAUGUGACCUUCAGUAUGGAAUUCUACAACACGGCUCUCUUCCUUUCUCCAGCCCAGGCUCUCUACAUGGCCGCAGAGAACAGACAAGUCUUUGUAGAGGUCUCUGUAACCAAGACUGACCAGGAACUUGGUUUUGCAAUUCAAACCUGCUUCAUUUCACCCAGCUCGCUCCCCAACGAGCGCUCAGACUACAUCAUUAUCGAGAACAUUUGUCCGAAGGACGAGUCGGUGGUGUUCUACGACCCGCAGACGGUGGACUUCACAGAACCACACGCGCAAAUGGACAAGAAGAGGUUCAGCUUUGUGUUCAAGCCCAAGUACAACACGUCACUGCUGUUCCUCCACUGCGAGCUGACCUUGUGCACAAAGAAGGAAGUGGACAGCAAAGGGCUGCUUAAGUGCAUCCCGCCGGAUGAGGCCUGCACCGCGGUCAAUGGGGACAUGAUCAUUCAGAUGUUUAAGCACAGAAAGACCACCACCAAGCCACUGGUGGUUGUGUCCGAUAAGGGCAGGACAGCUGAUAAUUUCAAAGACGACCCAAUAAAAGAAGCUGACAAAAGUCCCCAGCCAUCAUAUGUUAUGCAUGGCUUGGACACGGCGACUGUCGUGGGAAUCGCGUUUGCAGCUUUUGUGAUCGGUGCUCUGCUGACGGGGGCCCUGUGGUUCAUUUACGCAAACACAGGUGAGACAGCUGGAAGACAACAAGUGCCCACAUCUCCCCCGGCCUCUGAAAACAGCAGCGCGGCCCACAGCAUCGGGAGCACACAAAGCACUCCCUGUUCAAGCAAUAGUACGGCCUAACCCAGGGGAGUGUGGAGCAGCCUGGGAGCACAGGAAAAAGGGCAUGGGUUCACAGCGACUGUUUGUUGAUGUUAGCUUUCCCAGGAUGAAAGGAAUUAUAACUGGUUGCUUUUGAAAGCAGAGAAGUGUUUUUUUUUUUUCUUUAAAAGAAAACACCUGAUGUCCCUUCACAAAACAAAACAAAACAAAACGUUUAGACGUGUGUGACAGAACUGCUAAUUACCCUGCACUGGGAACUGUUGAAAGGGGUUGAGUUCCUGAUGUGAAAUACAGGACAGUGUUUUUUUUUGUUUUUUUGUUUUUUUUUGGUUUUGUUUGUUUGUUGUUUUUUUUCAAAUGCUGCUUUUGUUCAUAGAAAAGGAAAAUCGUGAUUUCAUUUUUGUAUUCAACUUCUUCAGUAUGUUCUUGUAAAAUGUAUGCAGUUCAUGGAUGAUAGAAGAUGACAAUAUGGUUUUAUAGCCAAACAAAAUAAAAAAAAUAAACAAAACUCAAGAGACUGUCUCAAAGUAAAUGGCUUCAAAUUACACUUUAAUGAUUGUUUUACCUUUCAUUAACCUGAGUGGUUCUGAGUUCUAGAGAAUGUUGGUUGAAUUUAGCUAAAAGCCAUUUAGACUGCUAAAUACAUGAGAAACCGAACUCAGAACGACUGCAGACAUAUUAAAAAGUAAAAAAAAAAGAAGUAAAAAAAGUAAUUUGAAGCUAUUUACUCUUUAAUUUUGUGUGCAUAUUGUAAAUAAGUAGUGUUAAAACAGUACAAAGAUAUAUAUAUAUAUAUAUAUAUAUAUAUAUAUAUAUAUAUAUAUAUAUAUAUAUAUAUAUAUAUAUAUAUCAUUAGAAUACAAAAUGUUCCAAAUGAAUUCCAUUGCAGUGACGUUUCCGGAAGACGUAACUGAUUUGUAUGGAAGAUGAUAAUAAAUACAAUUACAGGAUUGGGCAUUAUAAAUGAAUAAAGAUGAUCUAUUGAAAAUAAAUAAAUGAAUGAAUAAAUAAAUAAAUGCUAAUUAAAUAUGCUUAUUUGGGGGUUUACACCACUAUCUUUAUUUUUAAAAAUAAUUUACAUUUAUAUAUAGAUAGAUAGAUAUUCCACACUGUAUACCUGUAAAUACAUUCUUCCGCUACAUUCUUAACGUCACUCUGGAAAGCUGAAAAGAUUACAGUGACAUGAUUCACUGGAGGGCACCGUCGUUCCUGACGUCAUUGUAAAUAUAUAAAUACAGAUACCCAGAAACAUGACAUUUAAAACCGCCUCCCAGACGACACUUCUGAUGUCCAGCCACCAUUUACACUACCAGCACCUCUCAUAUCAUACUUUAAAGCAUUUUUAUCAAGUGCCUUCAUUAAACCAAUCGGAAGUAUUUGAUUGGGGAAAAAAAUCUAAAUAGGGCAGGAGGGAAAAUAAAGUUUAUCGAUGCAGAGGUUUGAUUGUUCGAAUUCUGUAGUGUAUAUAUUUUGGAUAGAAAAAAAUAUGUGUUCAUGUAUAAAAUGUUACCUGUGAACUAAUUGCUUGUUUUUACUCAAAAACUUAUAACAAUGUUUCUUGCUGCAGUUCAUGCCUUGUUAGAAUGUCGUUUAUCUCUAUUAAAUAUGUGUUGUAUGUAAAACGUUUAUAGAUGUCUUCAGAGAAGACAACAGAGUAUUUUAGUAACACAGCUAUAUUUUUUACUAUUUUUGUGGACUUUGUAUAAAGUCAUAUUUGUUUUAAAAACAUGUACUUAAAUAGAGCCAACCUAUACACUUUUUAAAAUUCAUUUACUGUGAAUUUUGUUUUUAUCCCCGUGCCAUCUAAUUGUAUUUUUGCUACUAUUUUGUAAGUCCCAGUCCUCUUUUCUUCCUUGUGUGAGUUACGUUUAUGUGUAAAUGUGGUUUGCUUUUGUGAAUAGGCGUGCUUUAAAAAAUAACCAUCAAUGGCAUUAAUUCAUAGAAAUUGUAUUCAGCUCAAAUACCAAAUGUAAUCUCACGAUUUGUAUUGUUUGUCAAGUGCUUUAUUUUGUGGGCUAAAUUCAAUAAAAGAUACAGGGAGAAUGUAGAAAAGUAUUAUUAUGUUAGUCUAUUGUUCUUUGUUACAAAAUGUAUUAUUAAUUUAAGGUUUGGGGAGGUAAAAAAAAUCUGGCUUUGAAAUUCAAAAAUAAAAAAUAUAUUUUAUGACAUACAAGUUAAAUCACUUAUCUAUUUUUUUCUUAAACUUGUACAUUUGUGUCUUUUAACGAAUAUUACCCACAAUCCUCACAUUUGGAGGGAUAUAUCCCAGGAAACACGGCAGCUGUUUUUCAGCCAUGAUCAUGGUGCGAUCCUGAAUGUUUCACAAUAAAGCAUUUUAAGCUUUGUCAUAAAGCAUUAGUGUGACAGACAGUACUGAACACUUCAGUGUACUAACUGCUCUGCUACUACAUUAUGAAUACGAGCCCUCGCGAGAGUGAAUGAUGCUUUUUUUCCUGUCUUUCUAUCUAGAGAAUAAGCUGUGGGGGAAGGCUGGUAAUCACUUACAUUGCCUAUAAAAGGUUUUGAUAGCAUUCCAAUGGUUUUGUGGCUUCCCUUUCGAAUGUGGUGGGCUCACCGGAACAUUGGUCACUACAGUACAGUACCUCUGGCCCUUUAAAAACGUGGUCUAAGGCAGCUGCAGAUUUCACAACCUUACACCAUUUCGACAAACAUUUUUUUCAUUUUAAUUAAGAUUGUACAUUUUCUCAACUUUUUUUUUUCUUUAAAUGUAGGCCUAAAUCUACCUCACUGUUUUUUUUUUUUUACUGCUAGUUUCUUGGCACUUGUGAGUGAUGUCAGUUGGCUAAUGUGCCUUUUGUAUAGCCAGAAGCAGGGGUGUUCAAUCAAACAAGAACGUGUGAUCAAUUACAGCGCAAUAUCCAACCGAACGCUAAGGCAUAAAUAUUUCAGUCAAGACGGGCAUAUAAAUUAACUUUUUUUUUCCCCCAAAGCACCCAGCUCAUGUAACAGCUGUAGCCAGCUUGAACACCCCUUGCUUUUACAUUUUCAGUUUUUAAAGCUAUUGUAAAGGGUCUCAGCUGUAAAUAGGUCUUUUGUAUGCUUUUGUAUGCAUAAUAAAGCUGUAUAAUCACUAAA